Messenger RNA from Tachysurus vachellii, 1869 nucleotides. It is a transcript of the gene znf622, whose product is annotated as zinc finger protein 622. The record is from RefSeq and is a predicted model, not a curated record. NCBI's taxonomy places the organism in Eukaryota, Metazoa, Chordata, Actinopteri, Siluriformes, Bagridae. The coding region runs from base 121 to 1503 and encodes 460 amino acids. Gene Ontology annotation, cellular component: preribosome, large subunit precursor. Gene Ontology annotation, biological process: ribosomal large subunit biogenesis. Gene Ontology annotation, molecular function: zinc ion binding; nucleic acid binding. The transcript has 7 exons.
GUUCAAAGGUUGCGUGUUGCGUUUUUCUUGUCGUGUAUAAACGUGGGGUUUAACUCGAGGAAAAAGGCGUUUUAAAAAGAAACACAAAACAAAACUGUGGAUUGCUGCCAUCCAGCUGUGAUGUCUUCGUACACCUGUAUCAGCUGCCGCGUUCAGUUCUCUGACGCUGACGUGCAACGUGCGCACUACAAGACUGACUGGCACCGCUACAACCUGAAGCGUAAGGUAGCCAACAUGCCACCAGUCACCGCAGAGAACUUCCAGGAGCGUGUCCUGGCUCAACGUGCGGCCGCCGAACAGCAGCUGGCAGAUGCGCACAGCCUCGCAACCUGCACCACGUGCAACAAGAAGUUCUCCACCGACAAUGCCUACAACAACCACCUACAGUCGCAUAAGCACCAGCAAGCUGAGAAGAAAGCCGUGGCCGCUGCCCAGGAAGCAGUGCAGCGCAUGAACGAGAAGAACCUGGAGAAAGGAGCUGAGCUGGACAAGGACGCUCAGAACGAGGCGAUUCAGAAAGUCAUGAGGGAGGGGCUGAGGCAGAAACAGAGGCAAGCCCACUCAGGAGCCACCCCCACAGACAGGCAGAGUAGGAAGAGACCGGAAAAAGCACCAAGGCUAGAGUGGUUUGAGCGGCAAGCCAAGAAGAUCGCUCAGGAGGAGGAUGAUGAAGUGGAGGAGGAUGCUGUGGAUGAAGAAGAAUGGGAAGAUGUUGAUGAGGAGGAGGAGGAGGAGAUGGAAGCUGAUGAAGAGCAGCAGAUGGAAGAGGACAGCGUAGCCACGCCUGCUCCGGCUCCAGGAUCCAUCCCUGUAACUGACUGUCUGUUCUGUUUGCACCAUUCACACUCUUUGAGCAAAAAUGUGGCCCACAUGACCAAAGAGCACAGCUUCUUCAUCCCCGACAUCGAGUACCUGGUUGAUCUGAGAGGACUCCUCGCAUACCUGGGAGAAAAGGUGGGUUUUGGCAAAGUUUGUUUAUGGUGUAAUGAAAAAGGGAAGUCGUUCUACUCGACCGAAGCGGUGCAGGCGCACAUGACCGACAAAAGCCACUGCAAACUCCACACCGAUGGAGACGCAGCACUCGAGUUUGCCGACUUCUACGACUUCAGGAGUAGCUACCCAGACGCUCAUGAUGGUUCCGAUGCAGAAAUGAAGGACGGCGUGCUUCCCGAAGACAAGGCGGUGGAGUAUGACGACGAUACUCUCGAGCUCACGCUGCCGUCCGGGGCGAAGAUCGGUCACCGCUCACUGAUGCGUUACUAUAAGCAGCGUUUCGGGGCAGAGAGGGAGCUGGUACCUGUACACAACCAGCGCGCUGUGGGCCGAGUGCUGAAGCAGUACCGUGCUCUGGGCUGGGCUGGAGAAUCUGGUAAAGGCUCGGCCGUCCAGCAGCAGAAGGACAUGCGGUACGUACAGAGGAUGAAGUCUAAGUGGAUUUUGAGGAUGGGAAUGAACAGCAACGUGACCAAGCAGACUCACUUCAGGGCCCAGGUCAUGUUCUAAACCUGGUUGAAACCAUUCUGUUAUGAAUUUACGACCCAAAGAGGAGACAUCAUGCUCUUGGUUACCUGGCAUGCGGUUCUGUUUAAGGACCUUGUUGAUUUUUCUUAACAAAUGAUUACCAUUAAGGACAUUGAUGAUGUGGAUACAUGGAUGAUGGGAAACACCUAUUUAUUCUUGCUGAACUCACCAGUUAUGACUAGCCAAAUUCGAGAACGUGUGAAUUUGAUUUUUUUUUUCUUUUAGAAUCGGCUAGCUCGUUAUUGUACUAUAGAACACAUUAACGUUACUAUCUGUGGAGAGAACUGUAAAUCCUCUCUGUACAGCAGAUUAUAAAAUAAACUAUUUUUCUGUCUAUGAGUUCAAAAA